AUGUUGAACACAGAGACAAUGUAUUUUUUUGUUUACUCGGAUGAUAUUGGAAAAUCCAACCAAGUGCAAGGAUCAGAUUUUUUCUACAAUGUUUUCCCACAUCCUGAUUACUCUAAUGGAAUCUGUCUUGAUGGAUCGACCAUGUCCGUCUCUAUCUCUGAUAAUAACACGAUGACAACUUCUGCUACAUCUACGGAACUGCAAGAUACAAACUCCGUGAGUACCCCCAUUAUCAAGGCUGGCAUCCCUGCAAUACCUAAAAGACCGACGAUAAUUAGAGUGGACAAAGAAAAUGUUCAAGAAAACACUGAUGAAUCAAAAUCCAAGGAAGUGCCCAAAGUUCCUCCCAGACCUCCACCCCCAAGGCCAGGUCCUCCUGCUACUCUUGCAAAGCAAGCUGUGGCACAGAAGUCAUUUGAAGGUGACAAAAAGAAAAAAAAACCUGAGAUUACAAUAGUGAGUGCCCGUCCUAUGAGUGAAAUAUGCUUCCGUGAUAAGAAACCAGAGAUUCCAGUGCCGCCCCGUCCUCAAAAGUUGAAAGACCAGGGUGAGGCUUCAUCUACCCUAAGCAUCAACUCCACUAGUGUUGCACUUUCUACAAACUCUUCAAAACAAAUACGUCACUCUACAACAGAUGUUCGCAGCAAAUCAGACACUUUACCUCCACGACCUCAUCUGCCUCCAGCAACAGUUACAAGAAAAGAUCUAACCAAAGUACCCCCACAACGUCCCGCACCACUAAAGUCAACAUUGUCUGCAUCCACAGAAUCUUUCCCUCCUCCCAGACCACCUGCAUGUUCUCAGUUAGAAAAUUCCCAACCUCAUCCUAACCUGAGAGAUAUAUCACCUCAUUUGGCAAAAGAACAAUUGAUACAGUUAAAUUCAACUGGCAAAUCUCUGAUUCCACCAAAACCACGACCUCGCACUUUCAUUGACAGUUCCUCAAAGACCCCCAAACCAGUCAUAGUUCAGCGCUCGGUCUCUGCCUACAAGCAUACAAAAAAUGGGAUUCCCCCACAGCCACUGCCUCGAAAACUUGGAACUUCCUUCACUGUAGAGUCUGAUGCUUCAAAAGCUUGCACAGUAGACGAACCUAUUGCUGAAGUUACUCCUCCUCCUAAACCAACCCGACAUCAAAGCUUUCGAAACACCACUUCACCAAUCCACCUCAGUACUCGUACUUGCUCUUCUCCUCCAUCACAGUCUCAAGAAACUUCUUCCAAAUCUAUCUCGGCUUUAUCCUCAGCUAAAGCUUCCACCACUGAGGAAGAAGUUUUAGAUACAGUUCCACCUUCCACUGAGGAAGCCACGCCUACUAACCAAACAGAUCCCUCAUCAUCAGAAAGCACAGAAGCACCUGAGUCUUUCAAAGUAGAAAAAAGAUCUUCCAGCACAGAGAAAACUGCACCAUGCCCUCUUCCUCCUAAGAAGAAUUCUCUAGUAAUUUCGCAAUCUUCCAUCAAAAGCUCUUCUGAGGAAGAUGCUCCAGUUCCUUCUCCCCGAAUAAAACACUCAUCAAAGGCAGAUACAUCAGUAUUGACACCUAUUAAUAAUUAUCCAGGACCCAUUGUUUGUGACACACCUGCAUCAACACUAGUUAAUUCAGAUGCAGCCCCCGUUGUGAGUGACACACCAGCAUCAACACCAAUUAAUCCAGAUGCAGCCACCAUUGUGAGUGAAACUCCAGCAUCAACACCAAUUAAUCCAGAUCCAACCCCCAUUGCAAGUGAUACUCCAGCAUCAACACCAGUUAAUCCAGAUCCAGCUCUCAUUGUGAGUGAGGAACCAAAAGAUUUUAUACUGCCAUCAGCAACAGAAAUUGUUGUCCCUCCUACAGCAACUGUAAACAAACCAACAAUAAUCAGAGCCAAUUCUGCUGAGAAGCAACCUAACUUAUCAGUGUCUUCUGAAAAACUUCCCUUGGAGGAGAAAACUGCAAACAUCCAUCCUAAGGAUCCAGAAGUCAGAAGAAGUAAAGUUCCUCCUCCAAUUCCCAAAAAGAAUCCAAUUUCUGCUAAUAUCUGUGAUAGAAAUAUUCCAAAUGAUCUGAAAAAGCCUUCAACUGUAAAAUCUCGUAAGGCUACAGACAUGUUGCAGACCACGAAGGAUUACACAAGACGUAUUACGCAAUCACUUGGAUUCACUGCAGCUGAGGAACCAACCACUGUGUGGUAUACAGACAAGUCGGAUGAGCCAGAAGAAAAAGUAAGUUCUUUAGAUAAGAAAAAAGAGAAUCCGUCCAUAUGGUAUGUAGAUGCAGUUCCUGAAGAAGAAACUGAUGCUAAUAAAACUACUUUUCCCCAAAAAUCUGCUUUGCAAACAGACAAAUCUAAGAAACCUGAAAAACAAUCAUUUACUAAAGAUAAGGUGCAAAAGCUGAAAGACAUAGACAAAAAAUCAAGCCAACCAGCAGAAGAACCUAGCCCAACAGAAAUCAGUGCUUUUCAGAAGUACCACAGUUACAUGAGACGAACGAUUGAAGAAGCUGUUGGUAUCCAGUUAAGGAAAAAUUCUUCUUCAUUGAUAGAUGAUGACAUAAAUGAAGAAAAGGAAGGGCCGGCAUCUGAUAUAAUAAAACCUGUAAAACCAGAGCCACCCAAGCAAAAACCACCCAUCCCACCAAAAGUUGAAUCUCGCCCCCACAAACCCAGUGCCCCACCUCAAGUGAAACCAAAUGUACCUGCUGUACCUCCGAAAAGACCACCUGUUCCAGCAUCAAUAACCCAGGUUUUGACUAAACCUGAUGGUCCUGCUGUACGUCCUCCACCCCCAAGGCCUAAACCAGUUGUCUCCGUAAAGCCAACUGUUUCAGACAAUCAGAACAUAAUUAGUGACUCUGAUUCCAAUUUGAAAAGUGUAAACAAAUCUAGAGAGCGAACACCAAGUAUUGAAAAUCUGAUUGGAAAAUUUGAAGAAGAGUUGUGUAAGAAAACCUUGCCACCACCAAGGCCAGCUCAACCUGCCAAUAAACUCAAAAUAGUGACAAGUAACUUGACAGACAAUCAAGAGCAACAACUGUCCUCUCAAAAUAAGGAAACAGCUGAAGAUGCCGAUACAAAGAUGGAGAUAACAAGUAUGCCAUCAAAUAUUGGCGAUGACAGCAGCAUUCAACCAGAUGAAAAUGAAAAUCUGUCAAUCAAUGCUGCUGAGGUUAGUGAAAAUACCGGAGGAACAGAGGAAAGUCUGACAUCCAAUCUGACUGCCAACAGUUCAGUUGAUGAGAAUGCCAAUGAAGAAGCAGAAGAUGAACAGGGAAAGAUUAAAGAAACAAAAACUGUUACAAAUGUUAAUGAAGAAUUAGCAACUGAAGAGACGACUGUAACUGAGACUAAAUCAAGUUUGAACCACAAGGUGGGAUACACUGACAGUUUCAACCAGCGCUGCAAUAGUCUCAUGAAUGACCUGAAAACUCAUUUCGAAAAUCUGGACAAAGAUGACAUUGAUGAUAAAAUCAAGGAAGUGGUUCAGCCUAGUGGUGAAUCAUUACACCAACUUGAUGUAAACCCUGAAAAGAUGCAAGACUCCAAUUCAAAUGAAGAAACUGAAGAGAAAGAAUUGGAUGAAAAAGUUGAACCUGAAAGUUCUGAAGAGAAAUCUUCUGAUCAUCUUUCCCUUGAGCCUGAUUCAACAGAAAUGUCAGAGAAAAUCUCUCAAGAUGACUCUACAAGUCAACUUGAGUCCAAAGUAGAGAGUGAUACAAAUUUAUGUGCACCUUCUCUGGAAAUAUCGACACUUGUCAUAGAGCUGGAUUCUAAAGAUUCUGGUCAUAAGGAAUCUCCCAAGUCCUCAAGUACCUCUGAAUUAACUGGACCUAGAGCCAUUGUUAAUUUUGAUUUCGAUGCUCAGGAAGAAGAUGAAAUAACAUUGAAGAAAGAUGACAUGGUGCAGCUGCUAUCAUGGGUUGAUACCAGUUGGCUGUACGGCAUUUGCCAUGGCAAAACUGGAAUCUUCCCUUUGGCAUUUGUUCACAUCAUAGAACCUUUGCCUCAGACUCCAUCUGACACCAAUGGUAACACAGUAAUCACUGAUGUCAGUCAGAAAGCAGAAAUGGAGGAUGAUGCUACUAAAGUGACAAAUGUUGAUUCUCAAGGAAACUCCACCCAGGUAAUGGAUGAUGCCUAUCAGAGUCUGUCUGAAGUCAGAACAGGUUCUGCCCCAGAGUCCAUAAUAGAAACUGAAGCUGUUAAAAUUUCGGCAAAAGAUGUUUCUGAAGGAGCAGCUAAAGAUGAUGCUGAAGAGGAUGAAUUAACUGAUUCUGAUCAGCUUGAUAAGAUCAGCAUUCCUGUGGGUGGUGAAGAAACAAUUGCUUAUGCUCUCUAUGAUUUUGUUGGUGAAGACGGAGAAUUAAGUUUUAAGGAAGGAGAUGCAAUUACAAUUUUGAAAUGGGUCAAUGAGGACUGGCUCCUUGGUAAAAAAGAUGAACUGGUUGGUAAUUUGCCAGCAAAUUUUGUUAAUUUUAUGGGAGACAGUACUGAUGAAUUGGACCUUGUUUAUACAGAGGGUCCCCCAGAACCAAAAGAACCACCACCUCCUCUACAACCAGAUGUGAAAACUGACCAGCUACUGACUUAUGUCGCCGCUCAGCUAGAACACGUCAAACGCUUGAAGGGCUUUGCUUGUGCCCGCUUCGACUUUGAGGCCAGAGACGAUGAUGAGUUGAGCUUUAAAGAUGGAGACCGGAUUGAAAUUCUAGAAUUUGUGAACAAUGACUGGAUCAGAGGAUCCCUCCAUAAAAAGGAAGGAAUCUUUCCAGCAGCUUUUGUGUCUGUUGAAGAAUUUUCACCUGAUGAAGAAAAUUGCACCUCUGAAACCACCAAGGUCCGGGCUCUACAUGACUUCAUUGCAUCCGCUGAUGAUGAACUCUCAUUUAAGAGUGGAGCCAUAAUUACCUGUCAUGGUGAUGUGCCUAACCUUCCAGGAUGGAGUAGAGGUUCCUUUGAGGGCAGAACUGGAAUGUUCCCUGCAGAAUUUGUGAUUCGGGAAGGCAUUUAG
Molecule: messenger RNA, 4992 nt
Organism: Acanthosepion pharaonis
Lineage: Eukaryota; Metazoa; Mollusca; Cephalopoda; Sepiida; Sepiidae
Source: the annotation of a GenBank genome assembly